Messenger RNA from Somion occarium, 960 nucleotides. The record is from the annotation of a GenBank genome assembly. NCBI's taxonomy places the organism in Eukaryota, Fungi, Basidiomycota, Agaricomycetes, Polyporales, Cerrenaceae.
UGGGAGAUGGCGGAUUUUCAGUGUGCAGCCACCACCUGCUUGGGCCAUUUCAUCCGAAAGGCAUGCUUUUUAUGUUUUGGCCUUGGUCAAACAUAACAAUGUUUUGACAUUUCAUUGUUCUUUCUCAUUCCAGAUAUCAAAGGCGAAACGGAUCGAAGCCGACUGUGGCUGAAGUGAGGACCCGUGAGGUCUAGCGCACCUACUGCCUUUCGUACAACAACUCGUAUCGUUGUCAAAGGAUACAAUGGCUGAUCGAGGUCGAGGUGGCGCAGCCAGGGGUGGAAGAGGAGGCGGGCCUGGCACACGAGGAGGCAAAGGCCCUCAGCCCACCCUUGACAAACCAAAGAGAGAAGCCAUCCUUGAUCUGUCAAAAUACGCGAAUCAAAGGAUACGUGUAAAGUUCACGGGGGGACGCGAAGUCACUGGUGUUUUGAAAGGUUACGAUCAGCUACUCAACCUGGUCCUCGACGAGGUAGAGGAGAUACUGCAAUUUGAAUCGGGGUCAAGAACACGUUCAUUGGGGUUGGUCGUCCUGCGAGGACCAACAAUUACGUUACUCAGUCCUGUUGAUGGUUGGGAAGAGAUUGCCAAUCCGUUUGUUCAGCAAGAGGGAGCAUGAUCUGCACUCUUGGUAUCCCACAUGUACUUAUAUAUCACCACUAUCCAAUAUCAGGUGUGUUGUAUAGAUUCAUACUGUGUCAACAUUCAACCCAGACGAACGUAUUAUUCCAGUGGUUCUCUCGUACGGCGUCUGGACAUACAAGUGUUACUUGUAGUCUCCGAGUCAACAGGAAUCGAGAUGGUUCGAGUUAGUAAAGGAAGCGGAAUACUCGCGCUUCGUCGCAAUAUAUUGCAUGUAUAUUACUAUCCGUUGACAUCGUGCCACCUCCAGUAGUCUGAAUCUUCAUGCUACUUGAACCAAUGAACCAAAUUUCUACUCGGUCGUCGUAAAAUCAGGAG